AUGCGACCCUUCGCCCCUCAUUUUGUCCUUACAAGAACUCUUGGCCUGGCAGUCAUGCAGGCCGUUCAGACCUUGAUUAUCCCGCGUCCCAACCUAGAAGGGCCCUUUACCGUCUAUGCUCUCCAGUACAAUGGGGCCGCAGUACCUCAAUACUAUGUCGAGGCAUCAAAGUCAAAGCCGAACCUUAUAAUCUCUCGUUUCCAAUCCGCUCCCGCUCCGCCUCCACCACAGCCGAUGGGAUAUGGACAUGGACAUGGAUAUGGACAACCGCCCUACUAUCAACCACCUCCCCAACCGCAUGGUUAUAUGCCAGCAAACCCUUACGGCCAUUACUACCCACCACAGCCAGCCGCACCGCCACCAUCACAGGUGCGAGUAGGCACCGUCGCUGUCUCCUCGCUCUCGUCCAAGAUCAACCUGUCCAUUCACAACAUCCCCGAGCUUCAAAUGAAGCGGCCCGAUAUUCUAUCCUCCGGGCACCGAUUCCCCCAUCCGCGUUUAGGUAACCUGGAGUGGAAGGAGGAGGACUUGUUCAAGAAGCGCUUCAAAUUGGUGGAUCAGAACAAAACGGUGUUGGCCCGGUUUAGUAAAUGGAAAACCCAGCAGCCAAAUACCAUGUUACCAGAUGGAAAGAAGUAUGCGUUUCUGAUCUAUAUUCAGGCGGAUCCGGAGUUGCUGGAUUGGAUUGUCGUGAGUGGAUUGGGAGCCGUGGAAUAUCGCAUCAAAUCAGAUAAGGACUUCGAGAAAGCGAUGAAAGGGUCUGAUGACGACGAUGGUGGCUUUUUGUUUGGUUAG
Aspergillus tanneri is the source of this 795-nucleotide messenger RNA. RefSeq lists its product as uncharacterized. Lineage: Eukaryota; Fungi; Ascomycota; Eurotiomycetes; Eurotiales; Aspergillaceae. Bases 1 to 795 code for a protein of 264 amino acids. The record is from RefSeq and is a predicted model, not a curated record. The transcript is spliced from 2 exons.